Molecule: messenger RNA, 733 nt
Organism: Sitophilus oryzae (rice weevil)
Lineage: Eukaryota; Metazoa; Arthropoda; Insecta; Coleoptera; Curculionidae
Product: transcription factor IIIB 90 kDa subunit-like
Exons: 4
Coding region: 161-733 (190 amino acids)
Biological process (GO): transcription by RNA polymerase III; transcription preinitiation complex assembly; DNA-templated transcription initiation
Cellular component (GO): transcription preinitiation complex; nucleus; transcription factor TFIIIB complex
Molecular function (GO): TBP-class protein binding; RNA polymerase III general transcription initiation factor activity; RNA polymerase III type 3 promoter sequence-specific DNA binding
Source: RefSeq, a predicted model, not a curated record
UAAGGUCAAAAAUAAAUAUAGGUUAUGUAGAUUUGUUUUCAAAUCAGUGUUUUAAUUUAUUGUACAAUCUGUUAUAAGUGUUCGGUACUAAAUAUCCUGUAAAUAUUUUACCUAAGUGUAUUUUACGUUUGUUCGUGUUAUUUCGGUGAAAAACUAAACAAUGUCGUCGGGUAGAAAGUGCAAAAACUGCGGUAGUUCGGACAUUGAAGUCGACCCUGCCAGGGGCGAUGCAGUUUGUACGAAUUGUGGCUCAGUUCUCGAAGACAAUAUUAUCGUAGCCGAAGUCCAGUUCGAAGAAGGAACUCACGGAACGUCUAGUGCAAUCGGUCAAUUCGUUUCGGCUGAAUCACAGGGAGGAUCCAACAAGUUUGGAGCAUCUUUUCAUGUGGCUGGUGGUCUAGAAUCCAGGGAAGUAACGUUAAGGAAAGCUAGAAAUGGUAUAUCACACUUGGGAAACCAGUUAAAGCUGAGUCAGCAUUGUAUCGAUACAGCUUGUGGAUUUUUUAAAAUGGCUCUAUCAAGACACUUGACGAAAGGCAGAAAAAAUACUCAUAUACAUGCAGCUUGUGUUUACCUGAGCUGUCGAACCGAAGGAACAGCACAUUUACUCAUCGAUAUUAGCGACGUGCUACAGAUAUGCUGCUAUGAAUUGGGACGGACAUACUUGAAAUUAACCCAAGCCUUGUGUAUAAAUGUACCAUCAGUAGUUAUAGUCCGUCAUACAAUUAAUUAG